CCGGAUGUAGCUGCGUCGGUCAACUAUUGUUUAUACAAAUUGUCACCAAAUGCCAAAAAGGUGGAUUUGACGCCGUUGUAUCUGUAUUGUAAUACCUUUAUUGUUUGCAAUCUUAAUAGUAAUUUAAGCAGCUUGGAUUGAUUACAUGUUUCAAGCGCUUUUGAUACUGAGCGACCGAGGGUCAGAUGUAGAUGUGAUUUGUUUGCAGAAUAAUUAGUUAACGGUAUAGUCAGUCGGCCGUGCUCUCAUGACACCGGAUAACUCAGCGAGAACUGCUUUCUGUCAGUGUCUUUUAUUGGUUAGAUGCACAAUAGCAGGUUGGUUAACUACUAUCUCUAGUCUAGACGAGAUUGACUCACCCACUGUUGAGAGUGUGUAUGGGCCACUGUGCCGACUACUCCGCUCUCAUUCUACAGCCAGAGAACAAAUGUGUUUUUUUAUUAUUUUUAUUAUUGGAUUGAAUGAGUACGCGUAGAGCUAGCCGCCACACAGAGGUGUUUUGUUGGUGCAAGGGAUGAGUAAGGCUGAAUGAUGUGUCGGGUUAGUGGCGGUCUUCCCGGGAAAGACAGGGGAUUGCAUGUAAUGCUGGCUGACUGAGGACAGAGAUGUUGUGGAAUAGCCCAAAGCUCUGUCAUCACUAACUGAGCUGGCUGGAGUGGCAGCAGAAGGCCUCCCUCUUAUGGAUGUCUGCAGUAAGAACUCAAAUCGCACAGCCCCGGUGGGCGAGGGGGGACUCAGGCAAGCCGAUGUGCCCCUGUGCUCUCGGACCAAUGGCUGGAGCUGGCCUCCACACCCCUUCCAACUGCUGGCCUGGCUGCUUUACCUGUACUUCGCUGUCAUUGGUUUUGGUGUGUUUGUGCCUCUGAUCCCCACACACUGGAUCCCAGCUGGAUAUAUUUGUACAGGGAUCACAUUUGUCUGUCACCUGUUCAUGCAUCUGAUGGCGGUCUCCAUCGACCCUGCAGAUUAUAAUGUCAGAGCUAAGAGUUAUAGGGGACCCAUGCCAGUUUUUGACCACACCAAACAUGCACACGUCAUCGAGAACUGUCACUGCUACCUCUGUGAAGUUGAUGUGGGCCCAAAAUCAAAACACUGUAGUGCAUGUAAUAAAUGUGUGGCAAGCUUUGAUCACCACUGUAGAUGGCUAAACAAUUGUGUGGGCAGCAGAAACUACUGGCUUUUUCUCAAUAGUGUGAUUUCUGCUCUGCUGGGAAUUGUUUUGGUUGUAGUUAUUGCCAGUUAUGUUUUUAUAGAGUUCUUUUUGGACCCAUCAAAACUCCGAUCUGACAAGCAUUUUCUACAGGUGAAGAAUGAGUCUGUGGUGUGGUUUGUAUUUCUGCCAGUGGCUCCAGUCACCACUGCAGGUCCAGCCAUUCCUGCUCUGGCAGGAGUCACUAUUGCUCUGGGCCUACUGUCUGCACUUUUGCUGGGCCACUUGCUCUGCUUCCACAUAUACCUCAUGUGGAACAGACUUAGUACAUAUGAGUAUAUUGUGCAGCAGCGUCAUCGGCAAGAGGCUAAAGAUUCCAGAAAGGCAUCUCCUGAGAAUGAAUCUGCAAUUCCAAAGAUGAAUCUUAUCAAGCAGCAAGUCAGUUAUACUGGAACGCUCGGCUACACCAACCCUGAGAUGGAGGUAGAAGAUCCAACUGCCAUGAGUGCCCAAGAAGGAUCAGUGCAUUAUGGGAACGGCCGAGUCAAAGGUCCAUCCGAGCAAAUAGGUGAAGAAGACCACCUCCCUGCUGUCUCAACAGAGCGCAAAGCAUCACCUCGCCCUCGUAAAAACACGCAGAAAAAAAAGAAGAAAGUGCGCAAACUUGCAUCUGAGAUAAGCAGUGACCGGUCAACUGACACCAGCACCACCAGAGGCAUGCCAAAGACUUCUGCUGAGCAGGAGUCCUCUGUAGCUGCCACCACUGUGUCCUCAUCCCUUGGUCAACGCUUACCCUUCCCAGCAUUUCCUCUGCGGGCCUCCCUCCUUCCUCUUGCUCUUGUACAGGCUGCUGGCCCCCCUGCUGAAUAUCAUUCUGACUCUGCAGAAUCUCUGGAGGAAAUCCCUGUAGCAAUGGCACGCCUUGGCAGCGCCGCCCUGGCAGGGGCUUCGACCCCCAUCUGCACUACUACUGCUCUGCUGCUGCUGCAUGAUGCUGCUUCUGCCAACUACUCCUCUUCUCUCCAGUGUGCUUUGCCUCCCUCAGCAGCUGGACAGCCGCUACCCUCCCCUCUACCCAGGACCAAGAGGAAAGCAUCAGCUCGUAAAUCUUCAGAGCAGAUGUUUGAGAUUGUGUCCCAUAAUCUAACUAUGUUUGUGAGUCGAGAGAGUGGUGAGCCUGCCAUGCACCGAGAAGGCAUUAGCUCUGAGGAAAAUUCACGCUUAGCAAAACGCAAACAGACAAAUAAAAAGAGAAGUGUGGAGGAUCCUAAACCCGGCAUACGAGGAGGAACCCCACUGGCAUAGCAAAUACUACACACUACAGAGACACAACACUCCUAGUCAGGACUCAUGGGCAUUGAUCCUCUCUCAAAAAAGUUGAGUUGUUUUGAAAACAAGAGGAUCAGAUAAAGACUAAUCUGAUAUAUCUGAUCUUUUUUUACUGGUCUUUUUUACUGGUCCAUCUACUGGUUUAAACCAGUAAUGCUUGUUGUCAUCGGUCAGUGACGUUUGGUCUAAACUCCAGAUGUGAAAGCUGAUGUUAGAUCCUAUGCUUUGGACAUUGAUGCACAAUAAAAUGAUCCAUCAAUAAAUCUUUUGAAGAAUCCUAUCAACAAUGUUCAUUACAAACUAACUAACUUAGCUUUUCAGAAAUUCCGGUACGUUUCACGACAAUUUCACUGUAGCAUUGCAAAAAUAUGUUUUAAAACGUAAUGCAGCUGUCUGUAUUUAUUUAUAUAUGUUAAAUGCCAAAGUUCAUUUAUGAUGCAUAGGUUUUCUAAGCUGAAACAUGCUAUUUGACAAAUUAUUAUGAUUUUUUUUUUGUCAGUAUUUGUACAUUAUUCCAAAAGUUACCUUAUUUUUUAAAACUGUUAUUAUUAUCAGUCUUUUAUUUAUUGUUGUUUUUAUAAGCAUUUAUUUGGUUGUUUGAAUCAAAUCCACAUGUGUUUGUGUGAACUUGACUCUUCAGUAUGCACUACAGAGUGUACCUGUAGUAAUAUUUGAACCUAAAGUCUCUUAUGUUUUCAGUUAUUUCACUGUUUCGAAACUGCUAGCUGUGAGACAGUUGUUGCCUGAUAGGGAAGCAAUAAGAAAUAUGUUUUUGUGCUUUUUUUUUUUCAGUUAUUAUCCACCAAUUUCUUUUUAACUACAUUUUCUUCUCAGUCACCAAUGAGCAAGGUUUCAAUGGCUCUGUUUUCAUUUAAGCAUUUAAAUAUUAUAUGAAAACUGAAGUGUAUAUUUGUAACAUUUUAAUAAAUGUUUGCACUACAGAGGACUUUUGGGAAAUGCUUUCUAUGAAGCCUGUACUUAUAAUGCAUAAUUCUUAAAGGAAUAUUCUGGGUUCAAUACAAGUUAAGCUCAACCGAUAGCAUUUGUGGCAUGAUGCUAAUUACCACAAACUCAUUCCUCCUUAAAAAGAAAUGCAAAAAUUACAAUGCAGGUUACAGUGAGGCACUUACUGUGAAAUAUUCUGGAAUACAAUGGAAUGGCACUUACAAUCAUGUUUUGCUACUC
This is a messenger RNA of Xyrauchen texanus (razorback sucker), 3664 nucleotides long. Its product is annotated as palmitoyltransferase ZDHHC1-like. NCBI's taxonomy places the organism in Eukaryota, Metazoa, Chordata, Actinopteri, Cypriniformes, Catostomidae. Gene Ontology annotation, cellular component: Golgi apparatus; endoplasmic reticulum. The record is from RefSeq and is a predicted model, not a curated record. Gene Ontology annotation, biological process: protein targeting to membrane; peptidyl-L-cysteine S-palmitoylation. Gene Ontology annotation, molecular function: protein-cysteine S-palmitoyltransferase activity.